Tachyglossus aculeatus (Australian echidna) is the source of this 2760-nucleotide messenger RNA. It is a transcript of the gene NRF1, whose product is annotated as nuclear respiratory factor 1. The record is from RefSeq and is a predicted model, not a curated record. Lineage: Eukaryota; Metazoa; Chordata; Mammalia; Monotremata; Tachyglossidae. Gene Ontology annotation, molecular function: RNA polymerase II cis-regulatory region sequence-specific DNA binding; DNA-binding transcription factor activity, RNA polymerase II-specific. The transcript has 12 exons. Bases 865 to 2436 code for a protein of 523 amino acids. Gene Ontology annotation, biological process: regulation of transcription by RNA polymerase II. Gene Ontology annotation, cellular component: nucleus.
GCUUAGUGCAGUCCCAGGCAUAUAGUAAGCACUUAACAGAUUCUAUCGUUGUUAUUACUUUUCUUUGUCGUCCUCAACCUUCUAACCCUGUCUGCCCCUUUUGAGUCUCCCACCCACAUUCCACCCAAGGGCACCAGAGUUGUGGUCACUUCCCUGAGGAAUUCAUCUGCAGAAAAUAUUUUGAUUAUAUUUUAUUUGUUAUUAAGAAUCUCCAAGGGAAAAGCUUUCAAAGUUGCCCAUCUUUUUAGUGUUUCUAGAUUUUGUGACGGUUCAGAAGCACGCAAAGGGGAAAUGUUAUAUUUAAGACCUGUAGUAUUGAUUGCACUCUACUGAAAACACACCCGUAUAAUACAGAUGGAGCAUCAGUUGGCAUUGAGAGCGUCGACCAUUAAGUAGUCCUGUCGAAGUUUACAUCAUAUAAUGUAAAAUAAAUUAAAUAAGAUCAGACAUUGUUAUUACAACCUUAGGAUUUGUUUCAAAGAAGUGGGCGUGAAUAGAAGCAGUAGACUAACCUGAUUCUUCAAAGGAAUAAGUUUGUGUCAGCGACCUACCCAGGGGUGUCUUCAGUCAUUGUCUGGCCUGGGGUGGGGAAACAAUCAGCCUCCUCCUCUCCUAGCUACUCCAUUCUCCGUGACGACACUAGGCUUUGCCACACACGUGCAAGGUGAUCUGUCGAUGUCAUAGAAAACAUUUUGUGGAAGAGUCUUUUUUCUGUCUGCGUUGUGCCAUCUAGAUUGCUUCUGUCCUGUCCUGAGAGAAGGUGUGCGGCCGCCAUCUGUGAGAGAAGAUUGGGCAGCUGCCACCCUUGAGAGGUCCCACCCAUCCGCCCCUGUCUGAGUCGAGUAUAUCACAGAGUAGUUCUUCAUGGAGGAGCACGGAGUGACCCAGACGGAACACAUGGCCACCAUCGAGGCCCAUGCAGUGGCCCAGCAAGUGCAGCAGGUCCACGUGGCCACCUACACCGAGCACGGCAUGCUGAGUGCCGACGAAGAUUCUCCUUCGUCGCCCGAGGACACCUCCUACGAUGAUUCGGACAUCCUCAACUCCACAGCUGCUGACGAGGUGACGGCCCACCUGGCCGCUGCAGGUCCGGUGGGAAUGGCAGCCGCGGCCGCGGUGGCGACAGGGAAGAAACGAAAGCGACCCCAUGUUUUUGAGUCCAAUCCGUCUAUCCGGAAGAGACAGCAGACUCGUCUGCUUCGGGGUCAAGAAGGAAGAUAUCCCCACAGUGUACGACUGAGCAGGAUUGACCGUGUGCCAAGGAAACUCCGAGCAACAUUAGACGAAUACACCACCCGAGUAGGGCAGCAAGCUAUCGUCCUGUGCAUCUCUCCGUCCAAACCCAACCCCGUAUUUAAAGUGUUUGGGGCAGCUCCACUGGAGAACGUGGUACGCAAGUACAAGAGCAUGAUCCUGGAAGACCUGGAAUCAGCUUUGGCAGAACACGCCCCCGCGCCCCAGGAGGCUAACUCAGAGCUGCCGCCUCUCACCAUAGACGGAAUUCCCGUCUCUGUAGACAAGAUGACCCAGGCUCAGCUCCGGGCCUUCAUCCCAGAGAUGCUGAAAUACUCCACGGGCCGGGGGAAACCCGGCUGGGGGAAGGAGAGCUGUAAACCCAUCUGGUGGCCAGAAGAUAUCCCUUGGGCAAAUGUCCGCAGCGAUGUGCGCUCAGAAGAACAGAAACAGCGGGUGUCAUGGACCCAAGCCCUAAGGACCAUAGUAAAGAACUGCUAUAAGCAGCAUGGACGAGAAGAUCUGUUAUACGCUUUUGAAGAUCAGCAAACACAACAACAGCCAACAGCCACACAUAGUAUAGCCCACCUGGUACCGUCGCAGACUGUAGUACAGACCUUCAGUAACCCUGAUGGCACCGUUUCACUUAUCCAGGUUGGAACAGGCGCCACGGUGGCCACCCUGGCUGAUGCCUCCGAGUUGCCAACCACAGUCACUGUUGCACAAGUGAAUUACUCUGCUGUAUCUGAUGGAGAGGUGGAGCAAAAUUGGGCCACGUUACAAGGGGGCGAGAUGACCAUCCAGACGACGCAGGCCUCAGAAGCUACCCAGGCCGUGGCAUCACUGGCCCAAGCAGCAGUGGCAGCUUCUCAGGAGAUGCAGCAGGGAGCGACUGUCACCAUGGCGCUCAAUAGUGAAGCCGCCGCCCACGCUGUCGCCACGUUGGCCGAAGCCACUCUGCAAGGGGGAGGACAGAUUGUCUUGUCUGGGGAAACUGCAGCAGCCGUGGGAGCACUUACUGGAGUCCAAGAUGCUAAUGGACUGGUGCAGAUCCCAGUCAGCAUGUACCAGACGGUGGUGACCAGCCUCGCCCAGGGAAACGGCCCAGUUCAGGUAGCCAUGGCACCCGUGACCACAAGGAUAUCAGACAACGCCGUGACCAUGGACGGCCAGGCUGUGGAGGUGGUGACAUUGGAACAGUGACGCUGCCCCGGGGUCAUUCUGUCAUUUUCUAUCUCCUCCGAAGAAUUUUUUUACGUGUUUGCAGAGGUGCAAUCAGGCGGCAUUAAGUCUCCCGACUUUGGAAACAAAAGUUUUGUUAACCUUUUUUUUAAAAGGAAAGAAGAGCAGAGGAUUUAUGGAAUUGCAUUUUCAGCAGCACUCUGAUUUCCCGGGAUUUAUUGGGAUUAGGAUGCGGCUUUGUCAAUUUCACUGUCCUGAAAGGCCAAAUUGUGACAGGACUCCAUUCUGCGGAACCAUGUGUAUAUACAUAUAUGUAUGUAUGUGUGUGGGGGUGUGUGUAGACUC